UGAUAUUCAUUGACGGCAUUAGCACAAACCUCUUUUUCAAAUACUCUUCCUUUGAUUAGCUUUCCUUGUUUUUGAAACCGGUACCUUUGAUCAAGUUAAAAAAUGGAAUACGAGGAUAAAUACAGUCUAACUCAGAGGCCUAAAUAUGAUUGCCUUUUGUUUGAUCUUGAUGAUACCCUUUAUCCAAAAAGUUCUGGUCUUGCGAGAGAGUGUGGGAAGAAUAUUAGAGAUUACAUGGUUGAAAAACUAGGCGUAGAAAAGGACAAAGUUGUUGAAUUGUCCGACCUCUUGUAUAAGAAUUAUGGGACAUCAAUGGCUGGCCUUACGGCUGUUGGUUAUGACUUUGACUAUGAUGAGUUUCAUAGUUAUGUUCAUGGAAGACUUCCAUAUGAGAACCUAAAACCAGAUCCUUCAUUGAAGAGUUUAUUACAGACUUUGCCUCUUCGAAAAAUCAUAUUCACAAAUGCAGACAGGGUCCAUUCCGUUAAAGCUCUUAGUAGACUCGGAUUGGAAGACUGUUUCGAAGGGAUUAUCUGCUUCGAGACUCUCAAUCCUACUCAUAAGAACACAGUUUCUGACGAUGAAGAUGAGAUCGAGUUCUUAGGAUCCGCCACCGCUACUACAACCGAUGCUCAUAGCAGUCGUCAAAUUUUUGACAUAAUUGAUCAUUUCGCGCAUCCCAACAAUGGUGCAACAUUACCCAAGACGCCCAUUGUUUGCAAGCCGCAAGAAUCCGCAAUAGAGCGUGCUCUCAAGAUCGCCAAAAUCAACCCUCAAAGAACAUUGUUCUUCGAGGAUAGCGUCCGCAACACCCAGGCCGGAAAAAACCUCGGUCUUCACACCGUGCUGAUCGGCAUUUCCCAGAGACCUAAAGGUGCAGAUUAUGCAUUAGAAAGCAUUCACAACAUCAAGCAAGCAAUACCAGAGCUGUGGGAAACUGGUAGGAAAUCCGAAGUCAGUUAUCCCAGCCAGGUUGCAGUCGAGACAUCCGUGACAGCUUAGAUCUAAUUGUUGUCCCCAUUCCUUGUUAUUGUUUAGAAGAUGAUGUAUAUUUCUAUAUAAAAUAUACAUCUAAUAAAAUGAAUGAAGGAAAAUCUCCUUUUUUUGA
Messenger RNA from Hibiscus syriacus, 1108 nucleotides. RefSeq lists its product as uncharacterized. The transcript has 8 exons. NCBI's taxonomy places the organism in Eukaryota, Viridiplantae, Streptophyta, Magnoliopsida, Malvales, Malvaceae. Bases 103 to 1002 code for a protein of 299 amino acids. The record is from RefSeq and is a predicted model, not a curated record.